Molecule: messenger RNA, 764 nt
Organism: Columba livia (rock pigeon)
Lineage: Eukaryota; Metazoa; Chordata; Aves; Columbiformes; Columbidae
Gene: MRPS25
Product: mitochondrial ribosomal protein S25
Exons: 4
Coding region: 120-635 (171 amino acids)
Cellular component (GO): mitochondrion
Molecular function (GO): structural constituent of ribosome
Source: RefSeq, a predicted model, not a curated record
GCGCAGGGGGCGGGGCCGGCGCGUGUCGGAGGGCGGGGCCGGGCGGUGGCCGCGGGCGCUGCGGCCCGGGCGGCGCUUCCCGCCGUUCCCGCCGUUCCCGCCGCGGCGCGGUGGCCGCCAUGCCGAUGAAGGGCCGGUUCCCCGUCCGGCGGACGCUGCAGUACCUCAGCCAGGGCGACGUCAUCUUCAAGAGCUCGGUGAAGGUGCUGACCGUGAACUACAACACGGCGGGAGAGCGGAGCGAGGGCGCGAGAAAGUUCGUGUUCUUCAACAUCCCCCAGAUCCAGUACAAGAACCCCUGGGUGCAGAUCAUGCUCUUCAAGAACAUGACCCCCUCGCCCUUCCUGCGCUUCUACCUGGACAGCGGAGAGCAAGUUUUGGUUGACGUGGAAGAUAAAACCAACAAAGAGAUAACCGAGCACAUUAAAAAAAUCUUGGGUAAAAGCAAAGAAACGCUGGAAAGAGAGGAAAGAGAAAGGAGGAAGCUGUCACACCCAGGCACGUUCGGGCCCAAGAAGUACCACCUGCGGGAGUGCAUGUGUGAGAUUGAAGGGCAGGUUCCCUGCCCGGCUCUUGUGCCGCUGCCCAAGGAGAUGAGGGGAAAAUACAGAACUGCUGCAAAAACCGAAGCGUGAGGCCGAGCGGCGCGGGCUGACGGCCGCCUGCUGCACUGAGAACAGAGACGGUCCUGUAACAGACAGCCUUGUUUCUCGCAGCUACAACUGGAGUCAUUAAAGUGAAAAGUAAAUAAAAAUAAAAUCCCA